Pipistrellus kuhlii (Kuhl's pipistrelle) is the source of this 4944-nucleotide messenger RNA. It is a transcript of the gene KSR2, whose product is annotated as kinase suppressor of ras 2. The transcript is spliced from 20 exons. Gene Ontology annotation, molecular function: ATP binding; protein kinase activity. Bases 474 to 3320 code for a protein of 948 amino acids. The record is from RefSeq and is a predicted model, not a curated record. Gene Ontology annotation, biological process: protein phosphorylation. Lineage: Eukaryota; Metazoa; Chordata; Mammalia; Chiroptera; Vespertilionidae.
CGCCUCUCCCUCCGCCUCCUCUCCUCCCCCUCCUCUCUUUCUCCUCCUCCUCCUCCUCCCUAAGUGUAUAGACAGCAUCACAUCACCUGGUUUGCUUCUGAGAAACGGCAUCUCUCCUUUUCAGGGACCAGAGACGAGAGAGAGAGAGAGAGAGAGAGAGAGAGAGAGAGAGAGAGAGAGAGAGAGAGAGAGAGAGAGAGAGAGAGAGAGAGAGAGAGAGGAGACAUUCUAAUGGAGUCGGCUUGAUACCCCAAAAUAAAAUAAUAAAUUUUGGCUCUUGUCCCCUCCUCCCUCCCCACCCCCUCAAACCCUGUGUGAGAUGUUAGGUUUCUUCUCCAUGAGACACUGAGGAGUCGCAGUGGCUGGAGAGGCGCAGGGGGUAGACUACCUCUGCACCCCCCCCCGGCCCCCCCUUUUUUCUCUCCGGGAGGAGGAGGAGGAGGAGGAGGGACGGGGGGCUUGCAGAGCAAGCGAUGGAUGAGGAAAACAUGACGAAAAGCGAGGAGCAGCAGCCUCUGAGUUUGCAAAAAGCCUUACAGCAGUGCGAGUUGGUCCAAAACAUGAUAGACCUGAGUAUCUCCAACCUGGAAGGGCUUAGGACCAAAUGUGCUACCUCCAACGACCUCACGCAAAAAGAGAUCCGGACCCUGGAGAGCAAGCUGGUGAAGUACUUCAGCCGGCAGCUGUCCUGCAAAAAGAAGGUGGCCCUGCAGGAGCGCAACGCCGAGCUGGACGGCUUCCCCCAGCUCCGGCACUGGUUCCGAAUUGUCGACGUGCGCAAGGAAGUCCUGGAGGAAAUCACCCCGGGCCAGCUGAGCCUGGAGGACCUCUUGGAGAUGACGGAUGAGCAGGUGUGUGAAACCGUGGAGAAAUAUGGAGCCAACCAGGAGGAAUGUGCCCGCCUCAAUGCCUCCCUCUCCUGCCUCCGGAAUGUGCACAUGUCAGGUGGCAACCUUUCCAAACAAGACUGGACCAUCCAGUGGCCUGCCACGGAGACGGGGAAGGAGAACAGCCCAGUGUGUGCCCCGGAGCCGACGCCAUGGAUCCGCACCCACCUCUCCCAGAGCCCCAGGCUGCAGUCCAAGUGCGCUCAGCUCUACUGUCACGCCAGCUCCACCCCUGGGACCCCUGUGUAUACCCAAGUGGACAAGCUCACCGUGGACGCCUACCCAGGCCUGUGCCCACCACCGCCCCUGGAUUCAGGCCACCGUUCCCUGCCCCCAUCGCCCCGGCAGCGGCACGCAGUCCGCACCCCGCCACGCACCCCCAAUAUCGUCACCACCGUGACCCCGCCAGGCACGCCGCCCAUGAGGAGGAAGAACAAGCUGAAGCCCCCAGGGACCCCACCGCCCUCCUCCCGGAAGCUGAUCCACCUGCUCCCGGGGUUCACGGCCCUGCAUCGGAGCAAGUCCCAUGAAUUCCAGCUGGGCAACCGCGUGGACGAGGCCCACACGCCCAAAGCCAAGAAGAAAAGCAAGCCCUUGAACCUCAAGAUCCACACCAGCGUGGGCAGCUGUGAGAACAUCCCAGCUCAGCAGCGCUCCCCUCUCCUCUGCGAGCGCUCCCUCCGCUCCUUCUUCGUGGGACAAGGGCCCUUCCUGCCCUCUACCCCUCCGGUCCACAGCGAGGCCAACUUUUCCGCAAACACACUGUCAGUGCCGCGCUGGUCCCCGCAGAUCUCUCGCAGAGACCUUAGCAACUCCAUCAAGCACAGGUUUUCCACCAAGUACUGGAUGUCUCAGACGUGCACAGUUUGUGGGAAAGGGAUGCUUUUUGGCCUCAAGUGUAAAAAUUGCAAGUUAAAGUGCCACAACAAAUGCACCAAAGAAGCCCCACCCUGUCAUCUCCUCAUCAUCCACCGAGGAGCAAGGCUCGUCCGGACAGAGUCGGUCCCGUGUGACAUCAACAACCCUCUGCGAAAGCCACCCCGGUAUUCGGACCUGCACAUCAGUCAGACGCUCCCCAAAACCAACAAAAUCAACAAGGACCACAUCCCUGUCCCUUACCAGCCAGACUCCAGCAGCAACCCCUCGUCCACGACAUCCUCCACGCCCUCCUCGCCAGCACCCCCUCUCCCUCCCAGCGCCACGCCACCCUCUCCCCUCCACCCUUCCCCGCAGUGCACCAGGCAGCAGAAGACCUUCAACCUGCCAGCGUCCCACUACUACCAGUACAAGCAGCAGUUCAUCUUCCCAGAUGUGGUGCCAGUGCUGGAGACACCGACCCGGGCGCCCCAGGUCGUCCUGCAUCCAGUGACCUCGAAUCCCAUCUUGGAAGGAAACCCAUUACUUCAAAUUGAAGUGGAGCCGACCUCAGAGAACGAAGAGGGCCACGACGAGGCCGAGGAGUCGGAGGACGACUUCGAGGAGAUGAACCUGUCCCUCCUCUCGGCCCGGAGCUUCCCUCGCAAGGCCAGCCAGACCAGCAUCUUCCUGCAGGAGUGGGACAUCCCCUUCGAGCAGCUGGAGAUCGGCGAGCUCAUCGGGAAGGGCCGCUUCGGGCAGGUGUACCACGGCCGCUGGCACGGCGAGGUGGCCAUCCGGCUGAUUGACAUCGAGAGGGACAACGAGGAGCAGCUGAAGGCCUUCAAGCGGGAGGUGAUGGCCUACAGGCAGACGCGGCACGAGAACGUGGUGCUGUUCAUGGGCGCCUGCAUGAGCCCGCCCCACCUGGCCAUCAUCACCAGCCUCUGUAAAGGACGGACCCUCUAUUCGGUGGUGCGGGACGCCAAGAUCGUCUUGGAUGUCAAUAAAACCAGGCAGAUUGCCCAAGAAAUUGUGAAGGGCAUGGGCUACCUCCACGCCAAGGGGAUCCUGCACAAGGACCUCAAGUCCAAGAACGUCUUCUACGACAAUGGCAAAGUGGUGAUCACAGACUUUGGGCUCUUCAGCAUUUCCGGGGUGCUGCAGGCUGGCAGGCGGGAGGACAAGCUGCGCAUCCAGAACGGCUGGCUGUGCCACCUGGCGCCCGAGAUCAUCCGCCAGCUGUCCCCCGACACGGAGGAGGACAAGCUGCCCUUCUCCAAGCACUCGGACGUCUUUGCCCUCGGAACAAUCUGGUAUGAACUUCACGCCAGGGAGUGGCCUUUCAAGACCCAGCCAGCAGAGGCAAUCAUCUGGCAAAUGGGCACAGGCCUGAAACCCAACCUCAGCCAGAUCGGCGUGGGAAAAGAGAUCUCGGACAUCCUCCUCUUCUGCUGGGCUUUUGAACAAGAGGAGAGACCCACCUUCACCAAGCUCAUGGACAUGCUGGAGAAACUGCCAAAACGGAACCGCCGCCUGUCUCACCCUGGGCAUUUCUGGAAGUCGGCAGAGCUGUGACGUUUGGACAAAGGGAUGGCACUUAGCGGCCUCAGCUCCCGAGCCACCUCUCCUCCCCUGCUCUGUCCUCUGCCAGCCUAGGAGGCCAGAAGCUCGCCGUCAGAGGGAGCCACCCGGCCCGCCUGGGAGCACUGCACAACUCAGCUCAGGCUUCCCUGUACCCCAGACCUGUGUCCUUUGGCUCGGGAAGAAUGGGGGACCCCUGAGCUGGGGCUCAACAGGACCAGCCAGGGAGACAUGGAAUUAUGCACAAGGUGCGGCAGGUGAGGGAGGAGGGUGCAAACUGAGUGUGGAGUCCCUGGGCUGCGGAGACAAGGGCAGGAGGCCCAGGGAGCAGGCUUGCGGGACCCACGUGCGUGGACAUGUGUGUUGGUGUGUUUGCAAAGCCAUCUGCGCUCGGUUCCCCUUGACAAGCCAGGGCCAGGCGGCUCCACAUCCCAGUGUGUCCUGGGCUGUCCCAGUCUCUGCGCAGUGGGUGCCGGCUGAGCCCUCAGGGAACACGGGGCGGGCGUCGGGGCUGAGCCAGCUUAGCAGGGCUACGGGCUGACCUGGGCAGAGGGACAAGCUGUUUCUAUGUAAACGUCUGGUCUCAGAGGCCCCAGCCCAAGCCUGUCUGGGUGGCACCUCCUCACACAGCGCCCAAGUGCAGCCAGACGGCCAUGCAUGCGCCCAAGUUCUGGGUCUCGCUGGGUCUGUUCCCAGACCUCCCACUCCUGUUCUGUGAGCACCACCCUUUUGCCCACCCUGCCCCUGCAGUUCAGAAAGCACAGUGGCUCCCUAGCGAGGAUGACUCUGGGGGCUCCUUUCAGCUCACUUUCAUCCAUGACACCCUGAACCCAGGCCCUGAGAACUGGGGUCCUGGAGAGGGGCUUCUAGAACAUUGUUUUCCCCUCCCUCUACUCCGGCACAGACACCAGCUCAUGUUGUCGACCACAAGGACAGACGCAGGUUCUUGGGACACGUGUGUUGGGGGUGCACACAGCAUCCUGUUUGCGAAGGAUUUCCCCUCCCCUUCACCCCCAAAAAGUGCCAUUGGGAGGCAAGGAGGGAGCUGUUUACGGCAGUUCUGCUUCCCAACUCCAGCCUGUGCUGAGCCCAGUGGUGUCCUCCUUACAGGGGUUCUGUUUGCUCAGGGCCUGCAUUGUCUCUCACCUCCAUGCCUCCUGGCCGUGACCCGCACACACCUGAGGGAGGGCGCAGGGAGUGGGUCAUGCUCGCAAAGUGGUGGGAGCCUCUGUCUUGGGUUUCUUCUUCCUUUUUUUUCUGGUGUCUUCUUUUUUUUGGGGGGGGGGGGGGAGGAAAGAGGGGAGAGAGAGAGAAACAUCAAUGAGAUGUCUUAUGCUCCUUACAUUCCAUACCUUGUAAGGGAAGGGCUUAUGUUCCCAAAGCCCUGGACCCCACUCAUCUGAUCUGGCAUUAAAGGGAGGUCUGCCCCCAGGGCAGCAGCAGGCCCAGGGCCAGCGCAGCCUCUCUGAACGUCCCGGGCACUGCCCUGGCUUGCUUUUCUUCUGGUCACUACCUUCCCCCGACAGCUCCCCAGAGAGGCAGCCAGGCUGCAAAGCCCCCCCUGAGCCAGACUCAGCAUCCACCCAGGGGGCGGGGCUUCCCACCGUGGCCACCCUCA